Microplitis mediator is the source of this 4506-nucleotide messenger RNA. It is a transcript of the gene Evi5, whose product is annotated as ecotropic viral integration site 5 ortholog. Lineage: Eukaryota; Metazoa; Arthropoda; Insecta; Hymenoptera; Braconidae. The transcript is spliced from 9 exons. Bases 405 to 2897 code for a protein of 830 amino acids. The record is from RefSeq and is a predicted model, not a curated record.
CCGUUGUCAUUCACAUUCCAGAGUUGGAAACGUUGGAGACGUUGGAAAGGUAUCCUCCCCCUCUUUUCACUUAACUCUGUACACAUUACUUACGUUCUUAUAUUACAAAGAAAAACAGUGAUAUAAUUUAUUUAAAAUAUAUAUUUAUACAUAUUUAAUAACCAAAAUAUAUAAUUCAAUUGAGUUUAAUUAUCGUCUAAAUAGAACACCAAGUGAUACUAGCCAGUAAUUGUUAAUUUAUUAUUAUUGUUAGAUUACAUAGAUAUAUAUGUAUAUAUUUUUUUUUAUAUAUUCACACUUGUGUGGAUAAUUUUUUAACAUAGAAGAAUCUAAUAAAAUAAAUUGCUUUACCUUAUAUAUUAUUAUUUAUAUGAGGAUAUUUAGUAAGCAAAUAUGAGCGACAGAUGAGUAUAAAUUUGAUAAAUAAUUUAUCAAUAAAAUCAAACUGGAAGUUUGGCUUAAAAGCCAUCAUCAUUCUAUCAGCAUUUGAAUUGGAUUUAAAUUUUAAAAAAGUGAGUUCCGAUAAUAAAAUUAUAUCUACCGACGAGCUGGCGCUUUUAGGAAAGCUGGAAGAAGCUAACAGGCUGAUUGAAUCAGAUGUAAAAUCAUGUAACUCAUUACAAAGUAAUCACAGCAGAAAGAGCUCAGAAUCAUUUCAGGCGACCCCGGCGUCGGGUUCUAGCGGAGAAGAUGAGACCGCGGCCCGACGCCACACCCCGACUGACGGGGAGGUUGACGUGUGGAAACGAUGGGGUCACAUAGUCGCCGACUGGGAAAAUUACUGGAGAAAACAUAAAGAUGUUAUAAAAGAAUUAGUCAAGCAAGGAAUACCACAUCACUUUAGAGGUAUUGUAUGGCAAUUGUUGUGUGGAGCGCAUGAUUCACCUGUUAAAAAACAAUUUGCCGAAUACAUUAAAUCGACAUCAGCAUGCGAGAGAAUAAUUAGAAGAGACAUUGCACGAACAUAUCCGGAGCACGAAUUUUUUAAAGAGAAAGAUGGACUUGGACAGGAGAGUUUAUUUAAUGUUAUGAAGGCGUACAGUCUUCAUGAUCGCGAAGUCGGGUAUUGUCAAGGAUCUGGUUUCAUUGUUGGUUUACUGCUAAUGCAGCAAAUGCCUGAAGAAGAAGCUUUCGCUGUGCUAGUAGCUCUGAUGCAGGAAUACCGUCUCAGAGAUAUGUUUAAGCCGAGUAUGGCUGAACUAGGUGUCUGCAUGUAUCAAUUAGAACACUUAGUAACAGACACGUACCCCGAAUUAUCAGCUCACUUUACAGCUCAAAGUUUUCAUACAUCAAUGUAUGCUUCUUCAUGGUUUCUUACAUUAUUUACAACGGCAUUGAGUCUACCACUCGCUUGUCGUAUUUUUGAUGUUUUUUUAAUGGAAGGAAUGGAUAUUAUUUUUAAAGUCGCGUUGGCGAUGUUAGAUCUUGGUAAAGAUGAUUUACUCAGUUUAGAUAUGGAAGGGAUGUUAAAGUUUUUCCAGAAAGAAUUGCCAGGUAGAGCUGAAAACGAUCCCGACGGGCUGUUAAAUUUGGCGUAUGGAAUGAAAAUAAAUCCAAAGCGAAUGAAAAAGUUAGAAAAAGACUACACGGUAUUGAAAAUGAAGGAACAGGAGGAAAUGGUCGAGUUGCGGAGGCUGAGAGCAGAAAAUCGAUUACUGAGACAGAGAACCGAGUUAUUGGAAGCUGAGUCUGCUGAAUUGGCGGACAGACUCGUUAGGGGUCAAGUAUCGCGUGCCGAGGAGGAGGAAACAACUUUUGUAGUGCAGAGAGAACUUGCGGCUUUGAGACACACUCAUCUUGAGACAAGCCAUCAACUGGAGCAGGCUCACGAGGAAUUGAGAUCAUUAUCGAUGCUAUUGGAAGAAAAUAUGUCGUCGAAACAGUCGUCUAUUGAUGAAAUGAGUAUGAAACAAGAGGCAUUGUCGCAAAAAGAAGAAAUGGUUGAGUGUUUACAGCAAGAGCUAGUGCGUGUGAGGCUGCAUGAAGCUGAAAAAGACGCGACCAUCAGGGAUUUGAGAGGAAGGAUACAGGAAUUGGAACAAGACAAAAAAACGUUACGUGAAUCAACGCCGGAUAAUUCUGUUGCGCAUUUGCAAGAGGAAUUGAUAGCUGUUAAACUUAGAGAAGCUGAAGCUAAUUUAUCACUGAAGGAUCUUAGACAAAGAGUUGGCGAACUGAGUACUGCAUGGCAACGUCAUCUACAAGAACACCGAUCAGCUCAAUCGGCACCUGCUGCUGACUCUACACCAAAAAAAUUACUAUUCUGGGAAAACCGCGGCCACGAAAUACAAAAAUUAGAAGAAGAUUUAAUGUCAACGCGCGUACGUGAAAUGGUUGUUCUCAGUGAAGUUAAAGAAUUGAGGCUAAAAGUUAUGGAGCUUGAAACCCAAGUCCAAGUCGCGACAAAUCAGCUUCGUCGUCAGGAUGAGGGUGAAAAAUUGAUACGCGAAGAAUUGGAAAUAUCAUUGGCUAAAAUAAAAGAAUUGACGAGUAAACUGCGUGAGCAGAUGCAUAAAUAUUCCGACUUGGAGUCGAAAAUGAAAGACGACGCGAUGAUGGCUCGUAUCAGAGACGCUGAACACGCUCAACAUGUCGCUGAAUUAACACAAAAAAUUUCUCUGCUCGAAUUGAAGAACGAGGAAAUGUACGCGGAAGGAGAAUUGAGAAGUAAUCUAGAUGACAGUGAUCGAGUACGCGAUUUGCAAGACAAAGUUGCUGAAUUGAAGGCAGAGAUCAUGAGAUUGAAGAAUAGUAAAUAUCAAUGGACAGGUUCAACAGAACAAAUUGGAAGAAAUACUAGCAUUGAUACUGACAGCGAAUUUGAUGAACGUGAUCUACGAAUUUGUCUUCAAGAUCAACUUAAUAAUAUCACGAUAUCCGAUUCACCGAGAAAUUAAUUUUUAAGAUUUAAUAUUAUUAUUACGAACAUAUUUAACAUCAAAGAUAGUAAUUGUAUACUUUGAUGUUAGUAUAGUUUAAGGGCAUUCUUAAACAGUGCCACCCUUCCUAACCACUUUUUAAAAAUAUUCAAUGAUUUUCAACUGUCGUAACAUUAUUAAAAUUUUAUUAAUUAACUAAAAAAAAAUUGAAGGGUUGAUUGAAAAAAGGACAACUUAGUGACGGAUAAUUGUCCCAGAGAUAUAGAAUUUGAAAAAUAUUACUUACAGUUGUCAUCAAUUAGGAGUCAAACCAAAUUUGGUAAAUAAAUUUUAGCAUACGAAAUUUGAAAUUUCAAAUUAUAUUGACAUGAAGAUUUUACUGAAAUUUAUUUGCCAAAUUUCGUUUGACUCCUAAUUGAUGACAAUUGUAAUUGCGGUGUCUUUUUUUUCCACUGAUGCUUUAACUUUUUUUUAAUUAAUUAAUAAAAUGUUAAUACAAUUAUGACAGUUCAAGAUCAUUAAAUAUUUUUAAAAAAACUGGGGGGUAAUGUCUAAGAAUGUCUUUAAUUAUUAAAACUUAAUAGGACGCGUGUAUAUGGCACACAAUACCAAGUAUUGUAUCAACGGCACUUAGUGUUUUUAGCGUAACGAAAAAAAAAUUUAAUUGCAACAAAUAAUUUUAAAAAUUUGACGAACAAAAUUCGAUAACUGAACCUAGUGAUUGGGAUACUUAAAAAAUAUUAUUAUUGAAAUUAUUUUAUUUUAUAUUAUUAUUGUUUUUUUUCUUUUAAUUCUAUUGUUUUAAACGAUAAUUAUAGUUCGUUAGACAUUUUGUUAUACAAUGUCAAUUGCAUUUAAAUGAAGUUUUUUAUAUAUACAUACAUAUAAAUAAUAUAUUAUAUAAAAUAUAAAUUCAAAUACAUUCUAUAUUAUAUUUAAAUAAUUUAACUAUCCUUUUUAAAAAAGGGGCCAAUUAAUUGUUUAUCGAUUUAUAUUUAAAUUUAAAAAACAAGAAAAAAAUAUGAAAGAAACUAACGGCAAUUAAUUAUGUGCUCAUUUAACCAUCUUCCGAUAUUUUAUAAAUUACUUACAGUAUUUUUAUUUGAAAGCUAUUAUAUUUAUCAUUUUUAUUGUCUAUUUAAAUAGAUGAGUAUAAAACAAAUAUAUAUAUAGUUAAAUACCUAGACCCGUUUAUUUAUUGAUGAAAAAUAGUUGUUGCAAGUAGACAUGAAUCUUUAAAUGAAAAAAAGACUAAAUAAAAAUUGUAAGAGUAGUGAGAAAAAAAAUUUUUAUUAAUUAAUUAAUGUAACUUUUUGUUUUGGUAUUCAAUUAUUAUUAUUAUUAUAUAUAUAUAUACAAAUGUAUUUAUUACGUCAAGUAGUUGAUUAUUUGUCAUCAUUAUUCAUCUCAUCAGUGCACAUGAGUAUUAUUCAAUCGCGUACUUACUCGCCAGUUCUAAUUCUUGGAUCUGGAAAAAAAAAAAGUAAUAAAAUAAAACAAGAGUUAAUUAACAUCUCAUUAAAUGUAUUGUCAUCUAACAUAAUAAAUUAAUAAUAUAAUAAUGUAGAUGAAGGGUUGACAAGCUUUUUUAACGAAAAAUUAAUAAUAUAAUUAUAAUAAAAAAUAA